Messenger RNA from Diversispora eburnea, 1650 nucleotides. The record is from the annotation of a GenBank genome assembly. NCBI's taxonomy places the organism in Eukaryota, Fungi, Glomeromycota, Glomeromycetes, Diversisporales, Diversisporaceae.
AUGGAAACUGAAGAAGUCUUUCGUACAAUUUCAGAAACAAAAUUUCGUGAUGAAUUCUUACAUCUCCAGGAUUUAUGGAAAACACCCGCGAAAACUCAUCAAAAUAUUUUAGUUGGCGACGAUUACAAGAUCGCACCUAAUGUUUCGCAUAUAGAUAAUCUAUAUCAUAUUAUUCAAAUUGCACUUUACGCCUUACUUACUCUCUUUACUGAUUUCACUUUAGCUUUGAAACAUCCACUUUAUUGGUUAUAUAUGAUCUUCGUUUAUCCCAUUAUUCUUGUAGCGUAUUUUAUAUUGGAAAUUUCCUUAUUUUUUCUUAAUACUCUAAAACUUGACGGUAUAAAGCAUACAAUUGACGAUAAAUGGUCUGAAUAUACCUCUCGCGACGACGAAUUAUUUGACAUUGAGUUUUUCAGUGAAAGAGUAAAUAAAGAAAUCGUAGAUGAAGGAGUAGAUGCUUUGAAUAAACCUUAUUAUAAAGAUUUUGAAGACGAUGACUCCGUAGAUCGGACACACAAUUGCAACCUAGACAUAGCCCAAUUAUUGCUUUUUAUGUCCGAUCUUGUUUACAAUCGUGAUGCAAGUAAAGUUUUGAAGGCAAAACAAAAGCUGAACAUGAUAAAAUUUCAACCAGAAAAAUCUGAACAAAUAUUACAGGAAGUUGUUGCUCUCUUAAAUGAAAGUGAAGAACCAAUUAAUGCUAAAAAUAAAAAAUGGAAAUUAAAAUAUACUACUGUAUCUGAACUCAAUUCUUUAGGAGAAUCUUUUGCGGGAAUUUUUUAUUCCGAGAGACAUAAUUUUAUUGUUGUAACUUUCAAGGGUACAACAAUUGACAAUUUUGAAAAAUGGAUGACAGAAAUGCUAUUUCAACGUAUUGAUGGACAAACAUUCUUUAGUGGAAAAUCUUAUAAUGGUUAUCGUAGCAUAUUGUAUCCAAAUGAUUUGCAACCUAGUCCAUAUGCAACAAUAAUUGAAGGAAUUCGAAAUGCAGUUCAACAGAUUCGUAGUUAUAGAGAAAAAAAUUCUUCACGUGAAAAAAAGAGAAAUAUCAACGUUUGGGUAACUGGGCAUUCAUUUGGAGGAGCCAUGGCCACAAUGUUUUAUGCACGUUGCAUUAAUUCACCAAAUGACUUAGGAGAACACUGUGUACUUCGCGAUGCUUAUACCUUUGGAAGUCCCAGUGUUGAAAAUUCGGAAUUUGCUAAAACAUACAUGUCAGCGUUAGAUAAAGGAGACGAGGUUUCAAAUACUUUAUGGCGUAUUGUUAAUGACGAUGAUAUUAUGUGUAAAUUGCCCAUUGGAUUUUAUCAUUCUGGAAGUAUAGGAAAAUAUAAUUCGUUAGAUAAUAUCCAUAUUGGAGAAGCGAUUAGAUUUUAUCAAAACGGCAGUAAACCAACUCUCAUCAAAAAUCCUCUUAUUACUAACGGAGAUAAAAAUCAUUAUCCUAUAAUUAAAAGCUCAAGACCAAACGAAGACGGAGAAAUUAAAAUUCCUGUUGGUGAAUUAGAUAAAAAAUUGCCAACCUUCAUUAGAAAUAAUACGAUCUCUCGUUAUGCUAUUGCAAUGGCAAUAGCUAGAAAUCAUUUACAUGAGAAGAACGUUGGAAAUUCAGGAAGAACAAAAAGUGGAUAUCAAGGGUUAAAGCAAUAA